Plodia interpunctella (Indianmeal moth) is the source of this 716-nucleotide messenger RNA. RefSeq lists its product as uncharacterized. NCBI's taxonomy places the organism in Eukaryota, Metazoa, Arthropoda, Insecta, Lepidoptera, Pyralidae. The transcript has 3 exons. The coding region runs from base 118 to 648 and encodes 176 amino acids. The record is from RefSeq and is a predicted model, not a curated record.
AAAAAAAUAAUAAUGUCAAAACAAAAAAAACCGAAGCUCUGAACACCGACACGUUUUCCGAAAUUAAUUAUUAUUUAUUGCUAUUUAAAUCGUAAUAUUAUUUAAAGUACAAGUAUAAUGUCACUUAUACUAACAAAAGCAGCGCUUGCACUGAAAAAUGCUGAGAGCAACUUUCAAUUUGUAAAGUUUGAAUCGCACAAACCUAAAAAGAAAGAGCAGAUGGACGAUGGAAAAGUAUCAAAUUCAAAAACUGUUCUUGACCACUAUUCUAAGAAAGAUUUAGACCUUAAGAGGAUACGCCAUGAAGUUGUGAAGUUCGGAAUGUCUGGGUUUGAUCCUACAAAGAAAGAGGAAGCCAAAAUUGCAUUGGCAGUGAGUUUAGGUGCAAAGCCACCCAAAAGGGAGUAUCUCAAUUACAAAGAGUUAAUGAAGAAGAGGAAAGAGGAGAAAAUUAAAUUGCAGGAGCAAAAGCAGCAAAUGAUGGCCAAAAGUGUGCUGCAGGGCGUCUCCAAGAAGAAAAACAAAGCUAACAAAAAUAAUGAUGUCGGCAAUUUUCUCAGUAACUAUGGAAAGGUCCAAAAGAAGGAUUUAAAGAAGAAUGACAACAAUAGUAAGCCUAAGAAAAAGAACAAAAAGAAAAUAAUAUGAAUUAUUAGUUCAAUUUCUAUGUAAUAAAAAAGGAGUAUUAUCGAGUGUAGCAAUUUAUUUUAUUUUGA